ACCAGGUUCCGGAAGACUCGCCCACCAGCGUGCGAAUUCUGCAGAAUGGCGAGCCGGGGCCUCAGGCCGGAGCACCGUGGUCCCCCGGAGUUGUUUUAUGAUGAAAAUGAAGCCCGGAAAUACGUCCGCAACUCUCGGAUGAUUGAUGUCCAGACCAAGAUGGCAGAGCGAGCACUGGAGCUCCUUUGUCUGCCUGCGGGUCAGCCCUGCUACCUGUUGGAUAUUGGCUGUGGGUCUGGGCUGAGCGGAGAUCACCUCUCUGAGGCAGGGCACCAGUGGGUGGGCAUUGACAUCAGCUCGUCCAUGCUGGAUGCAGCCUUGGACCGUGACACAGAGGGAGACCUGCUUCUGGGGGACAUGGGCCAGGGUCUCCCAUUCAAACCAGGCUCCUUUGAUGGCUGUAUCAGCAUCUCUGCCGUGCAGUGGCUCUGUAAUGCCAACAAGAAGUCUGACAUCCCUGCCAAGCGCCUGUACUGCUUCUUUUCUUCUCUGUACUCAGUUCUCGUCCGUGGAGCCCGAGCAGUCCUACAGCUGUACCCUGAGAACUCGGAGCAGCUGGAGCUGAUCACAACACAGGCCACAAAGGCCGGCUUCACGGGUGGCGUGGUGGUUGACUAUCCCAACAGCGCCAGAGCAAAGAAGUUCUACCUUUGCCUGUUUUCUGGGCCUUUGACUUCUCUGCCAAAGGGGCUCACAGAGAACCAGGACACGGCGCAGGCCACGGAGUCAGCAUUCACGCACCUGAGGCUUCCUCACAGGACCUCGAGGCGGGCCGUGGUGAGGAAGAGCCGCGAGUGGGUGCUGGAGAAGAAGGCGCGCCGCCGGCGCCAGGGCAAGGACGUCAGGCCCGACACGCAGUACACCGGUCGCAAGCGCAGGCCCCACUUCUGAGGGGCCCCGAGCCGCCCUGUGGAGCCGCCGGCCACAGCUGCCCAGGCACUACCCAGAGCUCUGCAGUGGGCAGUGCCUUUUCAUCUGUACAGAAGCACCAAGGACACCUGAUCUUGUUCUGGAAGGAAUAAAUGACUUUUUGUGGA
This is a messenger RNA of Perognathus longimembris pacificus (Pacific pocket mouse), 1037 nucleotides long. RefSeq names its product BUD23 rRNA methyltransferase and ribosome maturation factor (gene Bud23). The transcript has 12 exons. Lineage: Eukaryota; Metazoa; Chordata; Mammalia; Rodentia; Heteromyidae. Gene Ontology annotation, biological process: rRNA (guanine-N7)-methylation. Gene Ontology annotation, molecular function: rRNA (guanine) methyltransferase activity. Gene Ontology annotation, cellular component: nucleolus. Bases 46 to 891 code for a protein of 281 amino acids. The record is from RefSeq and is a predicted model, not a curated record.